AUGCUAUGUGUAGUCCAGGUGACUGUGAAGGACGUUCGGAAUGUUGGUCAGCAGAACGAUCAAGGUAUCCAAGAAUUGUGUGAUUCCGUCGAACAUUUACUUCGAAACGCCAAAAACUCUGUGAUACGUGAUGAAGGUGUGUUGGACAAUGCGUUGCAGUCGUCGGUAAAAGACAAUGGCAGCGGCGGUUUGAUAGGUCAAUUGAGUGAUAAGUUGGCUACGUUCAUUGGAUAUAACAGUAGCGGUGAGUUGACCGGCUGUGGUAUUGGCAAUGACGCUGUAGUUUAUAAUAAAGCUCCUGCUGGUGAUACGUAUCAAUCCGCCUAUACUGUUAAUGGCAAAUGGGACAAAGAUGCGAAUAAUGGCGGAAAUAAUGGACUUUGCGCCCGCAUCUUCCUAGGCUGUGUACCCCUGAUCUUUAGCGGUCUAAGCUACUUCUACUGGCAAUGUAGCGGUGAUGAGAGUGGUGUCAUUGGUGGCCUUAGAUGGGUGUGUACUUCCGAAAAAGGUAAAUUGAAAUCUCAUCAUGACAUCAACGAUCCCAACUCUCCACUGGGAACAUAUAUGGUCUCCAUGGGUUAUGAUACGAAACAGCUGCAACAUCAGAGAAUUGACGAAUACGUUGGUAAAUUGUUCCGCAAUGAUAUCAAAAUCGUUGAACCUUUCAAAGGAGCAAUGGAUUUGUAUUCCGGCAACCCCUGUCCAUUCUAUUUCAAAAAGCUGCUGGAAGCUAGUUUCAAGGAAUUCGAAGAUGCGAACACUAAGGUCACCGGCGCUUAUUCACCUUUUAUAAAAGAAAUACUGAAUAACACUAAAAAUGGAGAUAGGUCUAGUCAAACUGCGAUAACCACACCCCUAUCUACACUUUACGUAGCAUCUCAGUAUCACUUUUCAUCAAUAUUCGCCAAUGGCGACUCUAUUCAGGUAAGGUGUAUCAAUAACUCUGAUGAUGUGCCAACGUUACUAGGUAAAAAGGGUACAACUAAGAUUGAAUUUGUUACCGGUAAGUCACCUGCAGAUGUUAUUGACUUAGAACUGUCCUCUAUCACUCAUCACCUGCUCACACCCUGUUUCAAUGCUGCUUUUGUUUUGUUAACGAUACAAGGUACACUCACAUUUGAGAAGGGUACUGAUACAAUAUCACUGUACAGUAUAUAUAGCAACACGGCCUUCGGUUUGCACUUCCCCAAUAGUGUCAAUCAGUGGUUCGGUGUGCUGUGGGAGGUAAUCUACCAUCUCCUUGUCCAAUUAUACUUUAUCUGGGAGCGCUGCAGGGUCUGUCUACUGGAGGGAUGUGGGUGGCGAUACUGUGGAUAUGGCUAUGGUAUAAACGUUGGCGAAAUGACAUAUUGGAUAUGUCAGAACGAUAAGCCGUCGGGGUCACUAGUCUUCAGUCACAAGGAUUGUUCUGAGGCUGGCUGCAGUGAGAAUCACACCGAGUGCGGUAAACAACGUAAGUGUUCUCCGCUACAAGCUGCUCUCUGCGACGAAGUCGAUCCAUUUCGCUGUAGGUUGUUCAAAGAACAUGAAGCAGGCGUCAAAGCCGCGUCUGUGUACAAAAGGAAAACAAUCGUUCCAUGUAGCCUACCAUACUCUUCCCACACAACUCACCGCAAAUUCAAUCAAUACUGUCCCGUACCAAUGGGUUUCAAAAAUUGGAUGACCAAAUUCGGUGAAUCACGUAGAGGGGAUGCACUUGAACGAAUUUUAAGGAGUUUCAUUGAUAAAACUCUUAAUGAAGCUAGUUUAUACAACCUUGUUCUUUGCCUAAGUUCUUUUAGUGCACGCACCCCUCGAACAGUCGGUAACAUGUUUGGGUUCUUCUCGUUCCUGGCUGAAUAA
Babesia sp. Xinjiang is the source of this 1842-nucleotide messenger RNA. RefSeq lists its product as uncharacterized. NCBI's taxonomy places the organism in Eukaryota, Apicomplexa, Aconoidasida, Piroplasmida, Babesiidae. The coding region runs from base 1 to 1842 and encodes 613 amino acids. The transcript is spliced from 3 exons. The record is from RefSeq and is a predicted model, not a curated record.